UUCAAUCUCCAUCAUCAUUUUCUCUUUGUCCUCAAACCUCCUGCUGUAUAGGCUGCUACCAGAUCAUCAGCGCCUGCUGCUUCUACGCUAGCACACUACUGAGGCCCUUUAUAGUUUAUAGCUCCACCCAUCCUUCCGUCCAUUCAAAUUCCCCCAACUGAUUAUUGUCCUAAUCCCACUACAAUUCAGUGAACAUCUCAUUACUUACUUGAGGAGGACCGACCCCUUCUGCUAUCUUUUGGCGGCAGCAAAAAUACAAAAAACUUGAAACAUGGCAGAAGAUAUGAAUAAACCAUUGCUAGCUCCUGAAAAGUUUAGUAGAGAUGGAAUUGAUCUGGAACACAUACCACUGGAAGAAGUGUUUGAACAACUGAGAACUUCACAAGCUGGACUUUCAUCCGAAGAUGCAGAAGUUCGAUUGCAGAUAUUUGGCCCAAAUAAACUUGAAGAGAAGCGGGAAAAUAAGAUUUUGAAGUUUCUUAGUUUCAUGUGGAAUCCCUUGUCAUGGGUCAUGGAAGCUGCAGCGGUGAUGGCAAUUGUUCUUGCUAAUGGUGGAGGGGAGGGUCCUGACUGGCAAGACUUUUUGGGGAUUAUUUGCCUGUUGCUGAUAAAUUCAACAAUUAGCUUUAUUGAGGAAAACAAUGCUGGAAAUGCUGCUGCAGCCCUUAUGGCACGUUUAGCUCCAAAAUCUAAGGUCCUAAGAGAUGGAAUAUGGCAAGAGCAAGAUGCAGCUAUUCUAGUACCAGGAGAUAUUAUUAGCAUUAAGCUUGGAGACAUCAUCCCUGCAGAUGCUCGCCUACUCGAGGGAGACCCCUUAAAAAUUGACCAGUCAGCUCUUACUGGAGAAUCCCUACCUGUCACCAAGCGGACAGGUGAUGAAGUUUAUUCUGGAUCUACUUGUAAACAAGGAGAAGUUGAAGCUGUAGUAAUAGCUACAGGGGUUCACUCCUUUUUCGGCAAAGCUGCACAUCUAGUUGACUCGACUGAAGUUGUUGGUCAUUUCCAGAAGGUCCUUACAGCAAUUGGGAACUUCUGCAUUUGCUCUAUAGCUGUAGGAAUGAUACUGGAAAUCAUUGUCAUGUUCCCAGUACAGCACCGCUCGUACAGAAGUGGAAUCAACAACCUUCUUGUGCUUUUAAUUGGAGGAAUACCAAUAGCUAUGCCAACAGUUUUAUCUGUAACACUUGCAAUUGGUUCUCAUCGUCUCUCUCAACAGGGUGCCAUUACAAAGAGGAUGACAGCAAUUGAAGAGAUGGCUGGAAUGGAUGUUCUUUGCAGUGAUAAAACAGGAACACUUACUCUGAAUCGCCUCACUGUUGAUCGGAACCUCAUUGAGGUAUUUAACAAUGAUAUGGACAAAGACAUGGUCAUCCUCCUUGCCGCAAGAGCAGCAAGAAUCGAAAAUCAAGAUGCAAUUGAUGCAGCAAUUGUUAACAUGCUUGGAGAUCCAAAGGAGGCCCGAGCUAAUAUCAAGGAAGUGCAUUUCCUUCCAUUCAAUCCUGUAGAUAAGCGUACAGCAAUCACAUACAUCGACAUUGAUGGCAAUUGGUACAAAGCCACAAAAGGAGCGCCUGAACAGAUAUUGAAUUUGUGCCAAGAGAAAAUAAAAAUAGAGAGGCAGGUGAAUACCAUUAUUGACAAGUUUGCUGAGAGGGGAUUGCGCUCUCUUGCAGUUGCCUAUCAGGAAGUUCCGGAAAAAUCGAAGGAGAGUCCUGGAGGGCCUUGGGUAUUCUGUGGGCUGCUGCCCUUGUUCGAUCCUCCUAGGCACGACAGCGCUGAAACCAUCCGCAGAGCACUUAAUCUUGGGGUUUGUGUUAAGAUGAUCACAGGAGAUCAGUUGGCGAUUGCAAAGGAGACUGGUCGACGGCUUGGCAUGGGUACAAAUAUGUACCCUUCUUCCUCAUUGUUGGGUCGUGAUAGGGAUGAGAAUGAAGCUCUUCCAGUUGAAGAGCUCAUUGAAAAAGCUGAUGGCUUUGCUGGUGUAUUCCCUGAACACAAGUAUGAGAUUGUUAAAAUACUACAAGAGAAGAAGCAUGUAUGUGGAAUGACUGGAGAUGGUGUAAAUGAUGCACCUGCGCUUAAAAAGGCAGACAUUGGCAUAGCAGUUUCUGAUUCUACGGAUGCUGCUAGGGGCGCUGCUGAUCUUGUCUUGACAGAACCCGGUUUAAGCGUGAUCAUCAGUGCUGUUUUAACUAGCAGGUCUAUAUUCCAAAGAAUGAAGAAUUAUACAAUAUAUGCUGUCUCCAUAACUAUCCGUAUUGUGCUUGGUUUCACGCUUCUAACAUUGAUAUGGAAAUAUGACUUCCCUCCAUUCAUGGUUCUGAUAAUAGCUAUACUGAAUGACGGUACCAUAAUGACUAUAUCACAGGAUCGGGUGAGACCAUCUCCCAUACCAGAUAGUUGGAAGCUCAAUGAGAUUUUUGCGACUGGCAUUGUCAUUGGAACUUAUCUUGCUAUAGUCACUGUACUAUUUUACUGGACCGUAAUCAGUACCGACUUUUUUGAGACUCACUUCCAUGUGAAGUCUUUAUCCGGCAACACUGAAGAAAUAUCAUCAGCCAUCUACCUACAAGUUAGUAUCAUCAGCCAAGCGCUCAUUUUUGUUACCCGCAGUCAGGGUUGGUCAUUUCUAGAGAGGCCUGGGACUCUAUUGAUGUGUGCAUUUGUGGUGGCUCAACUGGUUGCUACGCUGAUUUCGGUGUAUGCCCAUAUUAGCUUUGCUGCCAUUAGAGGCAUCGGUUGGCGUUGGGCGGGUGUGAUAUGGUUAUACAGUCUAGUGUUUUAUGUUCCCCUGGACGUGAUCAAAUUCACCGUACGCUAUGCUUUGAGUGGAGAUGCCUGGAAUCUGGUCUUCGACAGGAAGACAGCUUUCACAUCUAAGAAGGAUUAUGGAAAGGAAGACAGAGAGGCCAAGUGGGUGGUUUCACAGAGGACAUUGCAAGGCUAUAACUCCGGGGAGUUUGAUUCCAGUGGAAAGAGAUCAUCUUUGAUUGCUGAACAAGCAAGGCGGCGUGCUGAAAUAGCCAGACUUGGAGAAUUGCAUACUUUCCGGGGACAUAUGGAAUCAGUUGCAAGGCUUAAAAAUUUGAAUCUCAGCAACAUCCGUUCAUCCCAUACUGUUUGACAUGAAAACCUUGUGAGACAAUCUUUGCUGCGGUGACAGUGAUGCCAAGGUUACUGGAAAUGCAGCUGAUAAAGGGUUAUAGAAUCAUGUUCAAGAUUCCGACCUCAAGGAUACCUCUCUCAUAUUAUUCGUGUUUUUCACGUCUACUUUCUUCCCUUUCUAUAGUUUUGGAAGUAUUUCGUCAUUGUACGCCAUACAUUCUUUCAUAGAAGACAGCGACAUCCAUUUUCACAGAACAACCGACGAGCAAAUAAACAGUUUUUCCAGGCUAAA
Messenger RNA from Coffea eugenioides, 3397 nucleotides. Its product is annotated as ATPase 10, plasma membrane-type. Gene Ontology annotation, biological process: proton export across plasma membrane; regulation of intracellular pH. Bases 272 to 3124 code for a protein of 950 amino acids. The transcript has 22 exons. The record is from RefSeq and is a predicted model, not a curated record. Gene Ontology annotation, cellular component: plasma membrane. NCBI's taxonomy places the organism in Eukaryota, Viridiplantae, Streptophyta, Magnoliopsida, Gentianales, Rubiaceae. Gene Ontology annotation, molecular function: ATP binding; ATP hydrolysis activity; P-type proton-exporting transporter activity.